Molecule: messenger RNA, 9660 nt
Organism: Chara braunii
Lineage: Eukaryota; Viridiplantae; Streptophyta; Charophyceae; Charales; Characeae
Source: the annotation of a GenBank genome assembly
UCAAUCCGAGCUGCUGGUUUCUUGUUGUUGAGUGGGAUCGCUUUCUCUCCUCGAGGCGCCUUUUUUUCUUUGCAUUCAUCCCAUCUGUGUCCAUUACGUGCAGAGGUCUGGCGCCGUCUUUGCGACUAAUUGUCCUGGACAAGAUCAACAGAGCAUCUUAAACUGCUAGGUUUCUUGAUUACCUGGUUGCUUGGUGGGAUUGAUUGGUUGGCGAAUUAUGUGAGAUUGAUUGGUUGGCGAAUUAGGUGAGAUUGAUUGGUUGGUUAAUUAGGCGAGAUUGAUUGGUUGGUUAAUUAGGCGAGAGACGAGGAUGAACGAGUGUGUGAUUGGAUUACUGUAUGCUGGCAUAAGCUACUCGGAGGAUUAGACAUAUAUAGAUAGAAGCAGCUGUUUUUUUUUUUUUUUUAAAGCAGAUCGCUUGUUGAAGAAACUGAUCGGUAAAUUUAUCUCCCUCCUGAAGAGUAGUGAUGCGGCUGAACCCUUAUCUGUUGCGGAUCCCGAUUUCAGUGGCUCUGGUCCUGGUGCGUGUGCUUCUUGUACUAUUUAGUAGCUUCUUCAUCUGAUCGCAAUAGAGGUCCACGUUCAGGUUCUCUGCUCCUGAUCCCAUUUCCGGUCCUAGUCUUGACGGCUUCUACGUUGUGCAUUAUCUUGAUCUCGUCUUCCAUCACGUGAUCUUCUUCCCUUCCUCCCCUCCCCUCCUCCCCUCCUCCCCUCCCGCGCCUUCCCUCCACCACCCGCUUCCCUCCCCCCCUGAAAUUCCCUCCCCCAAGGCUCCCCUCUCCCAACUGCCUCGUCGUCUCACUUGCUUCCAAGUGACCUUUUUCAGCAUUCCGUUGCCUGAUCUUGGCCUUUCCGCUUCUGAUUCCCUCUGCCUCUCGUUGAUAAACACACACGGAAAACCCACUCAAACUCCCUCCCUCUUUAGCGAUCCACACACACGCGCUGAUAUACCCACCAAUACGCACACACACAUGCGCACACACAUGCGCACGCACGCACGCACUCGAGCGAAAUCUUGCAUUUUUGUCCGGUUCACUGGAUUCGAUCUCAGGCACACAUUCUUUGCGUGGUAUCCCUGUCCUUGCGCCCUUCGUUGUUUUAGGUUGACGUCAAGCGAAUUUUAACCUCCAUGUGGAGUGGUUGUGCCGCGCCGACCGGAACUUUCUGGCAGGCCUUUCCUUCGGCGGGUUCGGUCGAUCUCUUAGCGUUGACGUCAACCUUUCGCGAUCUGACCCCCUCAGUGGUAUCAAGGGAAGGGAACGAACGUUUCCUUUCCUCCUCUCCGCUCUUCUCUCCUCUCCUCUCAUUUACGAUCCUCUCUGUUCUCCUCCCUCCCUCCUUAUGAUGAUGAUGAUGAUGAUGAUGCGAGCGCUUGUCAUCUGAGUUUGAUUGACACUUUUGUAGUACUGUCGUCUCACGUCCUUGUCCCUCUCUCUCCUCCUCAAAGGUUCGGCCAUAUAGAUAACAAUAUAUAUAUAAGUAGUUUCCUCUUUCUUUCCCUUUGUUCUCUCUCGAUUCUGUCUCGAUUUUCUGUCUCGAUUCUCUCUCGAUUAUCACUUGCGCCACUUGUGUGUUUUUUGCUAUUUUUGAGAAUAGCCACGUGACUGCUGAAUGUCUCCAGUCUCGAUUCUCUCUCGAUUAUCACUUGCGCCACUUGUGUGUUUUUUGCUAGUUUUGAGAAUAGCCACGUGACUGUUGAAUGUCUCCAGUCCCCACCAUAGCUCCCAGAGCGGUAGUGGGUUAAGGAACGUGAACUGUCGUGUCUCUCUGUCCCGUUGCUCCUGACGCAAUUGUUAAUUGUAGUUGCCGGUAGGUUCUUCCCCCCUACCCCCCAAGUGGGAAGCAGUUGUUCAUCACCAUCUCGACCGCACACAGCCAUACGGUUACCGGGCAGUUCUGUUUGUGACGAUAUAUAUGAUAUAUAUCGUCAAUAUAUAUACAUCGCUUAGGCGCUCUGAUAUUAUGUGACAAUAUAUACAUAUAUGUACACAGUGUGACAAUAUACGUACACACACACAAGAUCAUUCGGCACACCGUUUGCAGCAUCUGUUGGUUGGUGUGUUUUCAACUGAUUCCGGGGCAGAUAAGGCUUUCUUUUGUUCUUUUUCUUGAUUUUUUCGUUCCCCCCCCCCCCCCCCCCCUUUCUUGUCGUCUUGUGGAGGAAAACAGUAUCCGUCAAAGACUGCGUCUCGUUGGGAUCUCUCCUUCGGCUUAUCGAACUUUGUCACUCUGUCUGUGCGUGUCUCUCUCUCUCUCUCUGUGUGUGCGUUGUGGACGUCGUCCCCUCCACCUCCUGCUCGUGCAUUAUCCUAAAUUGGUCGGUUGUCUCUCAGCGCUGCAUUGUUGUUUGUGCUCAUCACCUAGAGAACAGCGCCCUGCUCGGUCUCUGCUUCAGUCGUGGCAUCCAUUUCCUCCCUCCCAUUUCGUAAUUUUCUCUCUUCUUUUAUCUCAACGUGUGGCCUACCCAGUCGGCAGGAAGGAGACGUGCUUUCUUUCGUUGCCCUCUCUUCGUCUUCUUUGCCCUAUCCUCGCCGAAUGUGUAGAUUCAAAUCUAGCGGUUGUAGUGCAGCCUCUCGUGGAUUUUCUCCUCCUCCUCCUCCUCCUCCUCCGCCUCCCCCACUUCCUCCUCCACCUCCUCACCAACCACCCCGCGCAGUUCUUUCUUGGAUCUUUCUUCUCGUAUCCACUCCGGACGGGUAGAGUUUCUUUCCUUAUCUUCCCCUCCUCCUCCUCCUCUCCCCUCCGUCCCAUUUAUCUGUCGUACCCUCCUCCUGUCUUUCCCCUGCUCGCCUCGUUUGCUCGCUCGCUCGCUUGCUAGCCUGCCCUCCCCUUUUUCCUUUUUCUUUCUUCUGCGGGCUACUUCCUCUGCAGAGAGAGUGUUAGGAUGCCUAAGCCGAAUAUUUGGCAGCAUUACGAGAUCCUAGAGUACAGACAGAAAGGCGCCAAGGUGAUGAAAUGCCGCUACUGUCGGGAAGGUUUUCAGGGGACGGCAACAAGAGCAAGAGACCACUUCAUCAAGAGGCUGUGCAAACCUAAGCCAGGGGACGGUGGGAAGGAAGCUUUUGAAAAAGUUCUGGAAGGUUCUCGUCAGGCGCUCCUAAUGGCGCUGAAUUUGGCGGGAAUGCGCUGUUCACCAACGUCAGACAGCAGUGCAAUGGCUGGCGGAGGAGGCGGAGGAGGGGGGGGGGGGCUUUCCCCUCCAUCUGCCGGGCAGGCGCAGCAGUGCGUGGGGCCAUCUUGGGGGGUCGGUGGCGGAGCAGGUGCUGAUGGUGCUGGUGGUGUUGGUGGAGGUGCUUGUGUGGGGGGCGGUAGUAUAGCAGGAGGAGGAGGAGGAGGAGGAGGAGGAGGAGGAGGAGGGAUUGUUGGUGGAAGCGGUGGACUGGUCACUGCAGACUCAAGGCAUUUCCUCCUUCCGGAGCCUCCGAAGGCGGAUCCAGUGGAAGAUGCCAAUUCCGCGGUGACGGAAUUUCUGUUGACGAACGGAAUUCCUUUCUUUGUCACCAAGACGGAUUCUUGGAAGAGAAUGUUCUCCAUGGUCCUGAGGGUGGGAAAGAACUACUCCCCUCCGGAGUACGAUAUCCUGAGGACUUCACAGUUGAAGAAAUCGAAAGAGCGGCUGCAGAACCGACUCGACCUGCUUCGAGGCUCUUGGGGGGACAGUGGUUGUGUGCUCCAGUGCAGUGGAUGGUCCGAUCGGAGGGGUAGUCCUCAUAUAGAUCUCCUGGUCUCCUCGCCGGGCGGUACCAUGUUCCUCAGAUCGCAUAGUUUGAAAGGAAGCAGGGCAAAGAAUGUCAGGGUCUUGGCAAAGAUAUUUAAAGACACCAUAAAGGAAAUAGGGCCUGAAAAGGUCGUUGCGGUCGCAUCGGAUAAUGCCAGGUGUUAUAGGAAGGCGGGCAAACUCGUGCAACAGACUUAUCGAGGGAUAUACUGGAUGCCGUGCACAUCUCACACUCUGGACCUUUUGCUUCAGGACAUUGGCAUGUUACCCUGGGUCAAGCCGGCGCUUGACGCGGGGCGCGAGGUCGUUGGCUUCCUCCUCCGCCAUCGGAGGAUCCUUGAUCUUGUCCAGGGGUGUGGGGUAGGAAAGGAGGUCGCCAGACCUGAUGGGAUCAGCUUUUUGAGUCAUUUCGUGAUGCUGCAGUGUCUGCUGGAGCUGAAAGCAUCCCUGAGGCUGGCGGUGACAAGUCCUAGGUGGAAAGCUGCGAUCUUGGGAGGUAGCAUUUCUGGCGCCUCUGGCUCGGGUUCCUCUGGCUGUGGGCCAUCCGUGCAGAGCUGUCGAAACGAUGGGAAUUCGGAUGUGGACCUGGAUAUGCUGCAGUGGGUCAGGGUGAAGGUUUUGGACGAUGGCCACUUCUGGCCCCAGAUUCGGGUUGCGGUCGCCGCAAUGGAAGAUGUGGUCUCCAUGAUUCGACUCGUUGAUGGGGAGGAACCCUGGAUCAGCAAGGUGUACGGUCGGAUGGAUGCCCUGGUGGACUCUGUUCAAAAGUCAAACAUGUUGACCGACACCCAGAAGAAUGAGCUUGAACUUCUCAUUAUGAAGCGAUGGAACCGUCUUAACACACCGCUUCAUUGUGCUGCCCACUUCCUCGAUCCCGAGAUGAGAUCGUCAUCUCUCGUCCGCGACGAAGAGGUCAGAGCGGGGCUUCGGCACUGGCUUCAUCACAGCGUCCUGGACAUGCACAGUAGCAUAGAGGUACAGCGGGAACUUCUAAAGUUUGUCGAUAACAAGGGCCUGUUCGGAUCGCCGCACGCACAGGCUGCCACCAGGACACUGACACCGGAGGAAUGGUGGAGGUCCUAUGGGGAUAGCACGCCGAUUCUGCAAAAGCUGGCGACGAGGUUGCUUGGGCAAACGACGAGUGUGACGUGGUGCGAAAGCAACUGGAGAACGUUUGAAUAUGUGAGAGCUGGGAAACUGAACAAACUGCCCCCUCGCAGGAGAGAAGACAUGCUGUUUGCGCAUAUGAACCUGCGGCUUAUGGCGAAACAAGAUGAGGCGCUGAUGGAAGAGGCGGUUGCAUGGGAGGAGGAUGCAUACCCUCAGGAGGAGGUGGUGGCAGAAAUUCUGGAAAGGAGAGCGUUGCGGGAAUCUGGGCAGUGCUCUGCGGACGUGGGUAUCAUCGAUGAGCGUGGUGGGGUGGGGACCUCGUCCCCGCCAAAUGUUGCUGCGGAGGGGAAUUCCCGGCAGCAAAGGAGCCAAGAAGAACAGCAGUUUUGGGAUGGGAAGGAUGUCGACGAGGAUGACGAGGAGGAGAAGGAGGAGGAGGAGGACGAUGAUGACGAUGAGGAGGAGUGUGUAGGGUUGCGCCACAGACGGGUGGUGAACACCUUGCAGGAAGAGCUUCUUGAGGAAGAAGAAGAGGGGGAGGAGGAAGAGCGCACUUGGCGCCUCCCCACACGCCCGGGCAAGCACCUGCAGAAGGCUGGAUGCUGGAGGCGGCGUCUGGAAGGUGGAUGCGACCUUGACGAAGAGAGAGGCGUCUUUGGACGCAUUGAGAGGAUCUGGGAAGUAGGCAAGGAUGUGUCGCAGGAGGAGAUCGGCGGUGCCUCUUCAUUUAACAACCGGGAGUCUGAGGGAAGGGGCGACAGACUCCAGGAGCUGCAAGACAGGGCGCAACAGGACAAGGAGAGGCAGUUGGUCGUGGAGGACAGAGUUAAGGAGGGAGAUCUCAUCAGUAACCGAAGUGGUUACCAUCAUCAGCAUGGGCAUAUGAUGACAGCUGAACACCUGUAUGUCGCUGGCCACACUAUUGACGCUGGAGUUGGAGGAGAGGGAGUAGGAGGUGGAAAGGAGGGAUUGAUGUUCCAGAUUCCGCAUAGGAUGAAUGCAUGGAUUGAGGGAUCCCACCAAGUAUGCAAUGGACACUUUGAGGGGCGCGUGGUCGAGCCAUUGCAGGUGAUUGCAGAGAAGGACAGGGAACAGCAUCAACAGGGAACAAAGGAGGAGAGGGAGCACCAUCAUAGUAAUAACAAUAACAACAACAAUAUCACCACCACCACCACCACCAACAACAACAACAACAACAACAACGGCAACAACAAUAGUAGCAACAACAACAAUAAUAGCAGCAGCAACCAGCCUAACCAUACCCAGAACAGCAGCCUCAAUAUGUUGUGUGCAAGUGAAGGCAUCAAGCGAAGUGUUAGCGAUUGUGCAGAGAUGGAGACUGCAAUAGUCCCUAUAGAAGAGAAAAGUGCGGUGGCAGUGGGAGGAGGAGCUCCGAAGCCUUCAGCUCCGGGCCAGGAGGUAGUUUGUGCUAGGAGUGGGAGCGUUGAGCAUAAAAGCACAACGGCUGAUCAGGGCGUCAACAAUUCGUCCAAUAAUGUGCUCGCUUGUGUGACGACGCAGCCAAUUGACAAUGGCAUGCCAGUCAAGAGGAAAAGGGGCCGUCCCAGGCUCACUCCCGAGGAGCGGAAGGAAAGAGGAAAGAAUGGGCGUCGUAAUGUUAAAGCUACAGUGAGCAAAGAGAAAGGAGGAAGCACUGGCUUAGGGGCUGUUGGAGGGAUUAUAAAAGCGGUUGGCCGAGGAGCAGGAGUCGUCCUCGGAGGGGGGAUUGUUGUUGGAGGUCAUGUGGGAGGAGGAAUGAUGGGAGGUGGAGCACUUGUUCCGGGAGGAGGAGGAAUGGUUGGAAGAAUGGGAGUUCUUGCAGGAGGCGUUCUUCCUGGAGGACUUGUAGUUGGCGGCGUUGGAGGAGGGGGAGCUGUUGGGGGAGGCGUGAGAGGAGGUGUAGCUGUAGGAGGUGGAGGUGCUGGAGGGGUCACUGUCAUGGGAGGAGGGGUCAAGGCAGGAGCUGUUGGCGGUGUUGUGGGAGGUGUCGUGGGAGGUGUCGCGGCAGGAGGCAUGGGUGGUGGGACUGCCGGAGGUGGAGUUGUUGGGAGUGGGGGCAUGGUGGCGACUGUUGGAGGGGGAGUUGUGGGAGGAGUUGUUAGGGGAGGAGGCGUUGUUGCAGGAGGUGUCGGUGGAGGGGCUAUGAUGGCGGGAAGUCUCCCGGGAGGUAUUGGUGGAGGUUACCUUGGUGCCGUCCAUGGUAUGUAUAGACCGAUGGAUCAGCAGCGAAACAGAAGAGGCAGGAAGCGCAAAGACGAGGGAGGGGGAACAGGUCCAUCAGGGAGCAGUCAAAAGAGACCGAAACCCCCCGAGGAUGGUGUGAAGCGCAAGCGUGGGCGGCCACGGAUUAUCCGUGAUGAUCCAUCGAAAGAUAAGAAGCCACCGAACUUGACCGUGCAGGACAAGCCGGCAAGCAUUCAGCUUGUCCGACAAGACACUGGUACUGGGGUAUAUGUCGAUCUAAAGCAGGGUGUGACAGGUAGUCAGCCAACUGUAGCACGACCAGAUACUUCUGCUGCCGCAGUGCAUCAUGUUGGGUAUCACAACAAUGCGCUCAAGGAUCGCUCCUGUGGUGAUGAUUCCAAGGAUGGUGUGAUGCAGCUGGUCCGCUACGAAAGCUACCCGUUAGAUGACAGAUCUGGCGAUGGUGGCUGUAGUAGUGGGCGCAAGAAGGACACCUGGCAGAUUGUCCGGCACGAUGGAAGGCCUCUUGAGGGUGGUGGAGACGUAUUCAGUGAUGGCAGCACCGAAUGGCGGAAGCCACCUGGUAGCAGAGAUGGAACCGAAGAUUACCAUAGGAAGGACUCACCGCCACCUGUGGCUGUCGUUCUCCAGAUGAGGACAGAACAGCCUGCAGUCGUCAAAGAUGUCCACGUCGACUCGGGACGAACAGGGAUGCCAACAGCUCAAAGUAGGAUGGACAAGCCAGUGGGCACUGCAAUAGACAUGACAGUGCGACAUUGGCCCGGAGGUAGUGAAGGUGGUGCGAGUGCUGUUGGGGACAACGACAUGGGUGGCACGAGAGCAGAGGAGUCUGUAUGUCACGGGCACAAUGGUGACCUUGUGCAGGUCGCACAACACCGUGCAGGUGUUUCCAUUGUAGAUACAGGCGAGGAAAGGGCUGCUGGUGUGAGCUCAGGUGUGAGUCAUGGUGGGGGCCCCUCGCUCCCUACUUCUAAAGAGGAGCAGAAGGGUGUCCUGAAGAUUGUACAGCAGGAUGGAAGGGCAUCGGAAGGAGUGGCAGAGAGAGUGCGUCUUGUAGAUGGUCUUCCCCAUGAGGAGGACGAAGACGAAGAACCAAUUGCUAUUGUCAAACGCAAACAUAAACUGAAAAAGGAGGAUGGAGUUUGAACAAGGGCACAGGUUCUGGCUGGUCCAUCUUGCAAUGCAGGCUUGCUUUACCUAAGUGUUCAGCUUGGGUUUUAAAGUCACAGUCAUUUGGCUCCCCUCUCGAAUGCCAAUGACUACGGGUGGGAUUUGGUUGACGGCCCUCAUGUGGGUGUUUGGGGGGGGGGAGGGAGAAGGACGCGAGCGACCUGAAGGUCUCAGCUUUUUCUGUUUAUUUAUCCAUUGUGAAAGUGAAACUACUGCCAUUUACUUGCAGUAGGGUGUGAUGUGGGUUUAAUGGGGUGUGCGAUGUCAGUAAUCAAAGUCGACAAGGCACCCACAGGCAGACAGGGAAUCAUCAGGGAUGACCGAAGCCGGGGGCGGUGGCGAGAAGCAGAACCGUGUCUCGCUAUAAUGUGUAGAGCCAGAGUUAGAUCCAGUGUUAGUUGUGGGGCAGUAGAGUUUCUGAGGGGGGUUUGUUGUGGGCCGAUGAAAGAGUCGGGGUUCCUGAGGCAGGUUGUUGUGCGCCGUUCGAUGGCAGAGUGAAGUCUUGUUUAGUUUCGUUUGCCCGGACUUUGUAGGCUACGAACAUAGAUUUUUGAACGCAGUAGGUUAGGAAGGACGUGUUAAUUGGUAGAUGUCAGGAUGAUUGAUUGGUUCGUCGAGGACUCUGAAAUCGCAAGGAGAAAGUCCGGAGCACAUCAUUGAUUUGACUUUGUUGGAAUUGUCAAGUCCUGAAUCAUCUAUACUUCUGCAGCUUCAUGGAUUUGUGUUGACUUCACUGUACGAGGUGGGUGUGUUGUUGUCUCUGUAGGGACAUGGAGAAGAGGUGUGUGUGUGUGUGUGUGUGUGUGUGUGUGCGUGUGUGUGUGUUUUCUUUCACACAGAGCACUUGUCAGUAGACAUCCACUUGUGCUCGCGCCGUUGUGCCAUUCAGCACUUGUCAGUAGACAUCCACUUGUGCUCGCGCCGUUGUGCCAUUCACUGAUAUCCACUUGUGCUUGUGCUGUUGGCUGAAUUCGGCAUACAUCAAGAUGUCAGGUCCAUGAGUUGGGAUGUUUAAAUUCUGGACUGCAGAUUUUAGGCAUCCAUGUGAAAAAGUAUGCAAUUAAAAAAAAAAAAAACGGGGACGGUAAUGAGCGGACGGUUAUGAAACUGGGGGUGCAGUCUCUGAACACAAGACAGACGUGCUACGAUAUCAUACAAGUGAGCAUACAAGUGAGGAGAAGUUUGAGGGGUAAUGAGCGGACGGAUAUGGGGAAAGCGGGGGUGCGGUCUCCGAACAAAAGACAGGCAUUCAUGUUUCGACAACAUACGGGUGAGGAUAAGGUUGAGUACUGUAAGAGAUUAGCUGCCAUCAGGCCAGGAAGUAGGAUCUGGACCUGGACACACGGGUUUGGUAGAUACGGCUGGAUCGAGUGGAGGACUGUAAAAGAGGAGCCGCCGACAGGCCAGGAAGUAGGACCUGGACACACACUCACAUUUCGUAGAUUUGACUAGACCUC